CAGCGUGGGCGGUGUGAAAUUCAACGUUUCUAUAAUAUUCGAUUAUUAUUUAUAAAUAGUGUAAUGUUACGCAUCGGCGGAUACGUGCUGAGGGAUGUUUGGGCCAGGAAUCAGUUGAAGAGUUUGAAGGUUGUGUUGGGUAGUGAUGACCUAGGAGCUUGGUGCCUCAGGGAGGCGUGCUUGGUGCCAGCGAGGCAGGCCAGCGUUAAGACCUGUCCCCCCGUCCAGCCACACGCCAACAAGGCGUAUAAAAAAGGCGAAAAGCGAAGAUACUCGCCUUUCCAUGAGCGCGGGCAGUCAAAGGUAGAAUGGGUAGUGGCUCGAGCUGAUGACAUCCUCAACUGGGGCCGCAAAGGGUCCCUUUGGCCCCUGACCUUCGGCCUCGCUUGCUGCGCCUUGGAGAUGAUGCAUUACGCCGCACCUAGAUAUGACAUGGAUCGCUACGGUAUGGUGUUCCGCGGGACGCCGCGACAAACCGACGUGAUUAUAGUUGCUGGCACUGUGACCAACAAAAUGGCACCGAUCUUUCGCAAGACCUAUGACAUGAUGCCGGAGCCACGAUGGGUGGUGUCCAUGGGGAGCUGUGCCAAUGGUGGAGGGUAUUACCACUACACGUACAGCACUGUGAGGGGCUGUGACAGGAUUGUACCGGUGGAUAUCUACGUGCCCGGAUGCCCGCCGACCGCCGAGGCGCUGCUGUAUGGGAUGCUGCAGCUCCAGAAGAAGGUCAAACGCAUGCGAAUCCUGCUAGCCUGGUACCGGCAUUAGUUGAUUCUUA
Leguminivora glycinivorella is the source of this 778-nucleotide messenger RNA. Its product is annotated as NADH-quinone oxidoreductase subunit B 2-like. Gene Ontology annotation, biological process: mitochondrial respiratory chain complex I assembly; aerobic respiration; electron transport coupled proton transport. NCBI's taxonomy places the organism in Eukaryota, Metazoa, Arthropoda, Insecta, Lepidoptera, Tortricidae. Bases 64 to 768 code for a protein of 234 amino acids. Gene Ontology annotation, molecular function: NADH dehydrogenase (ubiquinone) activity; quinone binding; 4 iron, 4 sulfur cluster binding. The record is from RefSeq and is a predicted model, not a curated record. The transcript has 5 exons.